UUUGUCAAUUAUAAGUUAAUUGUUUUUGGUCACACUUAUUCAUUUAACAUACAUACAAACUAAUAACUGUAAACUUAAAUGUAAAAGAAGACAAAGAAAAUAUAUGGGGAGAUAAGAUCUGAAGCUCAAGCCAAGCAGACGCACAUCUCAUCAUUUGGUGUAAUACACAACAUAAUUGGCGACGAGGAGUAAAAAGAAAUAAAAACAGUUGGCAUUUGUAUAUACAUUUGCGCACAAAAAUCCAAAUAUCAUCAUAUAUAUUGUAAUUACAAAUAUAUUAAAACAAAAAUGGCUAAAAGUGAAGCGGUAACACUGCCAACAUUUUACCAAAUGUCAAACGUAAGCGAAUUCUCGCCUAAUAGUGAAACAUUUUGCAUUUGGAAAGAAAAACUGAACAUACAUUUCUGUGAAAUGAAUAUCACAGAAGAGAGUGCAAAAAAGUCUACGUUACUGAGGUCGAUCGGAGCAGCACCUUACAGUGUACUACACAGUCUAUGCAGCCCAGAAUCGCCGGUGUCAAAAACAUACAAAGAACUUUGUAACAUUCUGGACACUCACUACACACCCCCCACAAUUGUUUUCCGUGAACGCAAGAAAUUUCAUCAUGCGAUCAAAGAAGAUGCUGAAACAGUGGCACAGUGGUAUGCACGUGUAAAACAAUUGGCGCUUAACUGUAAAUUUGGCGAACACUUGGAAGCGUUUGUUUUAAACCAAUUCGUUAUGAGCCUCUCACCGUUAAUAUUUGAGCGAAUAUGCGAAGAAGACGAGAAGUUAUCAUUGGCCGAUGCUCUAAAAAAGGCAAUGAUAAUCGAGACGAAAAUUGCAACAAAGAAGACGGACGACACAGUUGGAUACAUAAACGGCGCACACUAUUCUAAAAGCGGGAGGAAACAAGGAAAAGAGAAGUGGAGUAAUCACGCAAACAAUAACGGCAAAGGUUUCAAAGGUACUGGAAAAGGUUCGAGAAGUUCUGGCAGCGACGUUGACGUCAAUUACAACAAAAAGCAGCAGAAGUCUUGCGAACACUGUGGAUGGCGUAAUCAUAAAUCGAAUGACUGCAAGUAUAAAAACUGUACUUGUCAUGUAUGUGACAAAAUUGGACACAUAGCGUCAGUAUGUCGAUCGAAAAAUAAGACCCGUGGCUUCAGACUCCUCUUCUGGUGAGGUAUAUUUACUGCAGGUUAACAUUGAUGGUUGUUCCAUGAGCAUUGCUUGCGACACAGGAGCACCCUGUACUUUGGUACCAGCUUCAUUUUAUAACAAAUCUGCGAACAAAAAGCCUCUUAGAGAGUGCAGAACUCCAUAUGUAAGCUACAAUGGAGAUAAAAUUAAAAUUGUUGGUGAGUACGAUGCAACAAUAGAGUAUCGAGGCGUACAAAAAGAAAUAGUUGUUGUUGUCACAAAUACGAAAAGUCCACCGUUGCUUGGCAGAACAUUUUUAAGAUCUUUCAACUUUGAGCUAAGGCAAAUAAAUUCGGUUAAAGAGUCUGAAAUUCAUUCAAAUAUUAUUGAUAAAAUUAAAGUCGAAUUUGCAGAGGUUUUUAGUCCUAAAUUAGGAUGCUAUAAUGUGCAUAAAAUCACUUUGCAAGUUGAACCUGAUACAAAACCAAUAUUUUUCAAACCAAGACCUUUACCCUUAGCGUGGAAAGAUAAAGUUGAUAAACAGUUGCGUAAGUUAGUUAACGAAGGCGUAUUAGAGCAUGUAGAUAAUUCUGAUUGGGGAACACCAUUAGUCCCAAUAUUAAAACCAAAUGGUGACAUAAGAAUAUGUGGUGAUUACAAGGUUACAUUAAACAAACAUUUGGUUGAUGUAAAGUAUCCAUUGCCCAGAAUAGAUGACAUUUUUGCAGCCUUAACUGGAGGUAUAUUGUUUAGCAAGCUAGACUUGAGUAAUGCAUAUAAUCAAUUACAGCUAGAUGAAAGUUCACAAAGAAUGUGUACUUGGAGCACACACAUAGGUUUAUUAAAAGUCAAGAGACUACCUUUUGGUAUUAAGUCUGCAGCAGCAAUUUUUCAAAAAGCUAUGGAAAGCUUAUUUCAAGGCAUUCCGGGAGUCGUAGUAUAUCAAGACGAUAUAACUAUUACAGGACGCAAUUUUCAAGAACAUAUUACGAAUUUAAAAAUUGUCUUAAAUAAAUUAAAAUCUGUAGGUUUAAAAUUAAACACUCAUAAGUGUGAAUUUUUCAAAUCUAAAAUUUGUUACUUAGGCUUUAUGAUUGAUAAAAACGGACUGAGCAAGACUAAUGAUAGAAAAUCAAGUGUUUCAUUAGCACCAACACCAAGAAAUGUGUCAGAGCUUAGAGCAUUUAUUGGUAUGGUAAAUUAUUAUUCAAAAUUUAUAAAUAAUUUUGCUCAGAAAAUGAAUCCGUUAUAUGAAUUAUUGCGCAAAGGCACCCAAUUUGAAUGGACAAGCAGUUGUCAGAAAGCAUAUGAAGAAAUCAAAAGUGAAAUCACUUCUGAGCAAGUACUCGUACAUUAUGACCCGGAAUUGCCAAUCGUGCUAACAACAGAUGCUAGCAACAAUGCAGUUGCUGGAAUACUGUCACACAAAAUUGAUAACGAUCUUAAACCAAUAGCUUUCGUAUCUAGAUCACUAUCAAAGAGCGAAAUCAAUUAUAGCACAUUCGAAAAGGAAGCGCUUGCAAUUGUUUAUUGUGUAGUAAAAUUACGACAAUAUUUAUUGGGAACUAAAUUCAUACUACGCACGGACCAUAAGCCUUUGUUAGGAAUCUUUGGAGAAUCAAAAGGUUUACCUUUGAUGGCAUCAGCAAGAAUUCAGCGAUGGUCAGUAAUUUUGUCAGGUUUUGAGUACUCAGUAGAAUAUGUAAAAGGUGCAUCAAACUUAGCUGACGGUCUAUCACGAAUGCCUCAAUGGGAAACACACAAAGAUUUUGAUGAGUUUAAUUAUGUAAAUUUCAUUCAAUCAAACAACUCAUUCAAUUUAAGUUUUAAAGACAUAGCAAAGGAAUCUAGAAGAGAUCCUGUACUAGCAAAAGUGGCUGAAGCAAUUCAAAACGGUACAAUUUCAAAAUUAAAAGGCAAUGAAUUUUCAGCUUAUGUUAACAAAUCUUGUGAACUAUCUAUUGAGUAUGAUUGUAUUUUAUGGGGAUACCGUGUGGUAGUUCCGUCUAAGCUUCAAAAGAAGAUACUUAGCGAAUUCCAUAAGUCACAUUUGGGAAUUGUUAAAACCAAGAUGAUGGCACGAUCCUAUGUCUGGUGGCCGGCAAUUAAUUUGGAAAUUGAAAAGAUGAUUAGAUCAUGCAUUCCUUGCCAAGAAUUGCAGGCCAGUCCUGAGAAAGGAGAACUCAUACCCUGGAAAUCGACAGAUACAGUUUGGAGUAGGAUUCAUGUAGAUUUUGCUGG
Molecule: messenger RNA, 3363 nt
Organism: Drosophila kikkawai
Lineage: Eukaryota; Metazoa; Arthropoda; Insecta; Diptera; Drosophilidae
Source: RefSeq, a predicted model, not a curated record